Macroventuria anomochaeta is the source of this 1328-nucleotide messenger RNA. RefSeq names its product DUF1168-domain-containing protein. Gene Ontology annotation, cellular component: nucleolus. NCBI's taxonomy places the organism in Eukaryota, Fungi, Ascomycota, Dothideomycetes, Pleosporales, Didymellaceae. Gene Ontology annotation, molecular function: protein kinase binding; protein kinase inhibitor activity; double-stranded RNA binding. Gene Ontology annotation, biological process: negative regulation of protein kinase activity. The record is from RefSeq and is a predicted model, not a curated record. Bases 222 to 833 code for a protein of 203 amino acids. The transcript has a single exon.
CAAAAAGCUCGCCCUCGCACGCGCUCGGAAAUCCUUUUCGCGCCACUGCAGUCGCGCAGUACCGUCACAUCUACGCUAUUCGACCACCCCUUGGGCGCCUGCAGUCCGCCCGCAGUCCGCCCAUCUAGACCUGCGCGCAGUCCGCGACCGAGUCUCCACCUUCACCGGACCCCUAACAUCAACACCUCCAACCCUUCUUACACACCCACAAACCUCGCACCAUGUCCGAACCCAUACCCGAAUCAAUCCCUACAAGCGCAGACCCCCGCUCGCACCGCCCGACAAAACGGCGCGCCCUGACGCCCCGCGCAGGAUACGCCUCGGACGUCGAAGCGCUCUUCGCAAAGCCCGACAAAGAGAUACACAUCCCCGGCUCGGCAGUCUCCAAAAAAGUCUCUGCGCCCCCGGAAAUCGUCGCGAACGUGCAAGGCUCCUCCGCCGGCGCCGGGUCCGGGGAGUUUCACGUGUACAAAGCGAGCCGACGAAGGGAGUAUGAGCGACUGAGGGCCAUGGACGAGGAGGUCCAGAAAGAGGUUGACGAGAAGGAGUUCCUGGCGAGGAAAGCGGAGCAGGAAAAGAGGGAUGCCGAGAAGACGGAGAAGAACCGGGCGAAGAGGGCGAAAGCUUUGGCGCGGAAGCAGAAGGCUAAGCUGGGGAAGAAGGGAGAUGCGGCGGCGGCGGAGGGGGACGGGAAGGCGGAGGCAGGAAAGAAGAAACUUGUGCCGAACGCGAAUGGGGUCAAGACGGGGAACGGGGAUGGUGCGGCGGAAGCGGAGGGUGGAGAGGUGAAGACCACAGACGAAAUUGGCUUGGUCAUCGAGGAUGAUGACUGAGAGCUUGCGCAACGGUGAGAAUGAGAAACAAUGAAUGGCGAAAGAAGGUCUCAUCAAGUGCUGAUGGUGGCUGUCGAAUCGUCAUCCAAGACAGGGGUAACGCUCAACGCAUGCAGUAUCCUGCACAAACUGUACCGUGCAAACACAUGAGUUGCACCCUCGUGUCCGUAUUGAGCCGACCAGCGCGGAAUUCACAGUGUGACAAAUGUGCGAAGAUGGGUAGGACGGUAUCAAUAUCAUUCGCUGAUCAUAGGUUUCUAGAGUCUACGUAAAGGCAACGCUGUCUACUGUGCACCAUGCUUUUCUCAAGCAUCUCCAACGCCGCUAAGCAAGCACACUCCAAAAGCUGCUGAACGUAUGAGCGCUUAGUUCAGUCCAAGGUUGGCCAUGGCCCUUUCGUAGUCGUCCCACUUGGUGAGAGCACCGAGUGCGCGACGCUGGUGGGCGCUGAGAAGCGUCAUGCCGUAGAUGUAACUGGCGUUGACCCACCCAAAA